AUCAGCGGCAAUUCUAGUGGUUCCAGUGCCAAAACAACAUUAUAAUGGCCACAGAAACUGACGGGGGCCCCAAUAGACGGGCGGACACAGCCAGCCGCAGUUCGCGCAGUUCGUCUUUGGCGUCGGCGUCGUUAGCGUCCGUUUGAAUGGAACAAGCGGCAGCAAAAUUAUAAAAAUAGAUUACAUUUUUAGCGUCGGAAAGUAGUUGCAGAAAAUUCGAACUUACCCAGAGCUUUCCGACUCUGCAUCACCCAUCCGCUGUCCAAGUGUCGUCAUCAAUGAACAGCGCCGGACCAAUUUAAUUACGAUUCCCUUAUAAACUUUUUGUUUAGCGCGGAAGAGCGUUUAGUUCAAUUCUGUGCGAAGCUGCGUGCGGGCGCCAAUUACUUUUUUAUUUUCCCGAGCGCUUUAUACACUUUUUGUUUCACGUUUCGUAUUUAAUAGUGGAUACACUUUGUCGCCAGGAAACAUAAUAGCUCUCCGUAGUUAACGCAGCCAGGUCUGUCAGAAUGAGUGCUGCUCCUAGUCUCACUGCGUCUGGUGCUCCACGCGAAAUCAGUCUUGGAGCUGAGAUUUUCCACAGCAUUGCAUCCGCAGCUACAGAUGAAAAUGUCAUCAUAUCGCCACUGUUGCUGGAGGCGACGCUGGCGCUGCUCUACCUGGGCUCCGAUGGCGCGACAGCUGAGGAGCUGCAGAGGCUGUUGGAGCUGAAGCAGCGCUUUCCCAGCAAUGCCAAGAUGGCCAAUUUCUAUGCUGCAGAGCUAGCUGCAGCGACUGUCGACAAGGAUACACGCAUUCAGCUGCAGAAUCGCUUGCUACUGCAGGCCAGCGCCGGCACGAGCAUUGCGGAUGACUUUCAGAAAAUUGCACAAACAUAUUUCCAUGCAACGGCCGAGUGCCUCGACCUUCAGCAGUCUGAGAAAAUGCGCCGCUACAUUAGCGAUAAUCUUUUGGCCAGCAUUGGCGGCGGCAACUGGCAGCAGCCGCUCCAGGUGAACGUGAGCCAAGCGGCACAACUGCUGCUGCUGCUCGCGGCGAGGAUUCAAAGCAAAUGGUUUUUGCCCUUUAGUGCCUAUCGCACGGGUCUAUACGACUUUCACAGCUCCACAGGCGCCCCUAAGCCAGUGCCCAUGCUCUUCGAUGACGACAUGUUUGUCAAGUACGCGGAGCUGCGGGAGCUAAACGCCCGCGCCAUUGAGCUGCCCUAUGAGCAUGCCGACGAAUUGGCCAUGCUGCUAAUCCUGCCCAACAAGCGCGACGCCGCGGCCCUGGCAGAGCUGGAAACCCAACUGCGCGCUCAUGAUCUGGGCGCACUGCAGCAGCGUAUGCAAAUGGAGAGCGUUCAGGUGUUGCUGCCCAAGUUUAGCAUCGACUUUGAGUGCAGUCUGCGACAGGCGCUAAAGCAGUUGGGUUUUGCGGAGAUUUUUGGCUCCUCAGCCAACUUCAAGCACUUGCAUUCAGUCGCGAGUCAGCCAAUUGUCGAUAUCCUUCACAAGCUGCGGAUUGACCUAAACGAAUCGGGCUCAGGUUCAGAGUUGCCCCAGCCGGCGACAGGUUAUAAGCCCAUUGUGAUUAGCAAUUCCUCUCGGCAAAAGUUCUUUCGGGCGGAUCAUCCAUUCUUCUUUGCCAUACGCGGCGAGAACGUGACCCACUUUGUGGGGCAUGUGGUUAGUUUUUAGCGGGCAUGCGUCAGCAAUUAUAGUGUAUACACCAGACGGAUAAUAAUAAAUAAAUGAUUGUAAUAAUAAUAAUAAUCCAUCGUCACAACAUCAAAUUAAAAAUGUCUGCUUAAGAUUUUCUAUAACAAGAGUCUCGAGUUUAAUCAAAGAUAUAUGUAUGUAUGUGUAUGUAUAAUUUGUUUGUUGCAGAAAUAGUUCUGUAAUAUACUUUAGUUAUACAAUUAUUGUAUUUUGUAGAGUUUUCAUCGUUUCAUAUAAUUAUGCUUUGAUUUGAUUUUAGGUCUAGGAAAAUUUUAAAUAGAAUCAAAAACAGAAGCACACCGCCCUACCGGGUGUGCUCACAUUGAAUUAACCUAAGGUUAAUUCUAAUAUAUUGAGUUACUUUUACUUAUUAAUGUUUGUAAAUCUAGCUAAAAAAUUGUUUUUACUUUAAAUUCUUUCAUUUUGCUUUGAUGACUUGAAGUUUGAUUCUUGAUGCCACUUACAGAGCAUCUAUAUUUGAUUUGAUGGUGUGUAUUCAUACAAUUAACUUCAUAUAUUUACAAGUAGAUUUUAAAAUUAAAUGUGAAUGGUUCUUAUAAAACAAACAA
Messenger RNA from Drosophila novamexicana, 2269 nucleotides. RefSeq names its product serine protease inhibitor 42Dd. Gene Ontology annotation, molecular function: serine-type endopeptidase inhibitor activity. The transcript is spliced from 4 exons. The coding region runs from base 510 to 1679 and encodes 389 amino acids. The record is from RefSeq and is a predicted model, not a curated record. Lineage: Eukaryota; Metazoa; Arthropoda; Insecta; Diptera; Drosophilidae.